Molecule: messenger RNA, 999 nt
Organism: Meira miltonrushii
Lineage: Eukaryota; Fungi; Basidiomycota; Exobasidiomycetes; Exobasidiales; Brachybasidiaceae
Product: Mg-dependent DNase
Exons: 2
Coding region: 1-999 (332 amino acids)
Cellular component (GO): cytosol
Molecular function (GO): 3'-5'-DNA exonuclease activity
Source: RefSeq, a predicted model, not a curated record
AUGGCAUCACUCGAAUAUGUAGAUAUAGGCGUCAAUUUGACAGAUGGAAUGUACAAAGGGAAAUACCAUGGCAAAAAAGCACAUCAACCCGACCUUGAAAAUGUACUUCACAGAGCAAAGAAUGCCGGAGUGGUUGCUCAAAUGGUGACAGCAGGCAGUGUAUCAGAAGUGAAGCAAGUGUUAGACCUAGUGAAGCGAUAUGAGAAUGAUGGUCUCUAUGCCACCGCUGGCAUUCAUCCUACCCGUACUUCCGGCGUUGGAGAAGGAAUGAAGUAUCUGGACGACUUGAAGAAAUUUCUCGAUCAAGAAUCCAUUACCAGAAACCCUAGCGGCAAGAUUGUUGCAAUCGGAGAAUGUGGAUUGGAUUAUGAUCGAUUACAAUUUUCCGAUGCAGAAACCCAAAAAGUGCAUUUUCCACAUCAUCUCCAGCUAGCAAAAGAGUACAAGCUGCCACUCUUUUUGCAUUGUCGUGCAGCUCAAGAAGAUUUUAUUGCUAUCAUACAGAAAGAAGCUGAUGCGAUUGCGGAAGCUUGUGCUAAUGAUGCAACCCGUAAUGACCCUCAUAAGAGAAGGAGGAUUGGCGUUGCACAUUGUCAUACAGGAACAGUAGAGGAAAUGCAACAAUUGUUCGCUCAAGGUCUCUUUAUCGGCUUGACAGGCUGUUCUUUCAAAGAAGAGGAAGGUAUACGAGUGGCCAAGGAAGUGCCAUUAGAAUAUCUCAUGCUUGAAACAGAUGCACCUUGGUGUGACUUGCGACAAACACACGCAUCUGCACCACUACUGAAACGAUUCGUGGAGAACAACCCCGAUCUUGCUGCACUAUAUUCGCCUGCUUCUGUCAAAAAAGAAAAGUGGGAAGCAGAAAAGCAAGUAAAAAGUCGAAAUGAGCCUUGUGCGAUCGGGAAUAUUGCUGCAGUGGUCGCAGAAGCCAAAGGGAUCGAUGUUUCUGUUGUGGUAAAAGCAGCAAGAGAGAAUACCAAAUUCUUGUUUAAUAUAUAG